This is a messenger RNA of Phaeodactylum tricornutum CCAP 1055/1, 3152 nucleotides long. RefSeq lists its product with no specific name. The transcript has 3 exons. The record is from RefSeq and is a predicted model, not a curated record. NCBI's taxonomy places the organism in Eukaryota, Bacillariophyta, Bacillariophyceae, Surirellales, Neidiaceae. The coding region runs from base 127 to 3132 and encodes 1001 amino acids. Gene Ontology annotation, molecular function: zinc ion binding.
CCGCGAGAUAUACCAAACACCGUCCUUUUCAUUUUGCACAUAGUCAUUUUGUUGCAUCUACAGUAAAAGAGUCAGUGUUUGCUUCAAUGCUUGGAGACGGAACAAGACAAGUCCACAAGGCCAACAAUGGUCCAAGUCGAAAUAAUGUCUAAAAUAUAUGGUGAGCUUGUAGCAUAUCCACCACUCCGGAUUCUGCAAAAUGGGAAGGAACAUGACCCUUACGUUGUUGUAGAUGAAGCUAUUGAAAAAUUUGGUGCAGCAGUCAAAGAUCAAAUGCUUACAAAGGAACAAGCUUUGGUGAAGGUGACAAAAGUUGCUAAUUCAAUUGACUGGCUACCUACUGAACUGAAAGAACUGGUUGAUGCACACUGUCGUAAAGACUCAGAUGUUGACAAUGAUGGAUAUGUCAAUAAGAUGAGACUUUCAAUCAAGGCAAAUGAACUCUUUGGGAAGAUGAAGGCCAGCACCUAUUUUGUCAACUUUUACCAGCUCAAGCAGGUUGCUUCACGAUUUGCCGCACACUGGGGAUUUGUUGUUGUUUCGUCUGGCAACAAAUUGUCAUGCUUUUUUGCCAAGAGCUCAACUAAACCACAGCACAGCACGGAAUGCCAUCCAGGUGUUAAGGAGCAGCGCCUUGCAAGGAAGGCUGCUGGCAUAACAAUUGGUGGCUUGGAUCUGACAAAGGUCAAUGAUAUUGUGACAUUAAUAGCUGCAGGAAAUAUCAAUGCUUGCCAGAUGAAGAGUUUGCUAAAAGAUCAUGUGCCAGAGCACUAUGCAAUUACUGCUUCUGAUAUAUGCAACAUCAGAAAGCGAGCAGUCAAGUACUCCAUAGAACAAACACCAAUAAACAUUGCAACAGCACAGAAAUUAAUUGAUUUUGUUCCAUUGGAUGAGGAUGAGACCAUAAUCUCAAAGGAUGAUGAUGUGUCCAGAGAGAAAGUGGCUGAAUUUAUGAGACAGGUUCUACAGGACACAGGUGAAGGUUGGAAGGCACUUGCAUUUCUUGAAAAAGUGAAAUCUGAGACCAUUGGCUUUGACUUCCGUGUGCAUUACGAUAUUGACGUACGGCCAAUUGGCAUUGUUUGGAUUACCAAAAGUAUGCGCAAAGCCUGGAUCCGGUUUGGGAGCACAAUAUACCUGGAUGCUAUGAAAAGGAAAAUGAACAGUCUCCACUGGCCAUACAUUGGUCCUGUUGCAAUGGAUCAUGAAAUGCGAGUGGUUCCACUCUGUGAAAGUAUCUGUUUGGGGGAAACACUUGCCGCAUAUGCAUUUGCCUUAAAUUCUUUGGAGCAAAUGGAGCCACGGCGAAAAUUGGCCUCUAUCCGUCUCAUCUACGCAGACUGCUUUUUAACAGAUGCACUCCUACCAUUGGUAGGUCUGAAGCGCCCUUCCACAACUCUUGCAUGGGAUUCCUUUCACCUGAAGUCAAAAGUAUGGCCAGAAUACUUUGGACCAACCCUGUUUGACCAGUUAAAGGCUUCACUUGGGAAGAUGCUUUAUGGAAAGUCACGCAAAGAAUAUGAUGAAGCAUACCAGGAGAUAGCACAAACACUGGCCCACAACCCUGCUAAGCUUGAGUAUGUGAAGGGAUUGUAUGAUCACCCAGAACGGUUUGCUCACCACUUUAUCAAAACCAUACCUGGAAAUCUUGGCAAAUCCAGCAGUCAACCAGCAGAAUCAAACCACUCUAGUGUUGUAGCUCGAGUUGGUCCAGGCUCAUCACAAGACAUUGUCAAAGAAAUCAGUGCACUUCUGUACCGACGACAAGACUUGGCCAACUUGCAUGAACAAGAAGACGCAAGAUAUGAGCUAUUAUCCUUUAAUAGGGCUUCAAAAACCAAAACAACCACACUAUUGCAUGAUCUGUCAGAUGCUGGGGCACACAAAGCACUCUCAAAGAGAUUCUUCAAAGAUUAUUGGUGUCCUCUUUCAGAAGAGGGAAAGAGCUAUACCCAUUUAUGUCUUCCAUGUGGCUCUCACCAAAUUUUUCACAUGGAUACUCCUAAGCUGGAUGAUUUCGCCAUUGUUAUAAAGAAAGGAGAGCGUUGCACUUGUUCCCAGCAAAAGGAGUUUGGGGGUAUGUGCCUGCAUGAAUAUGCUCUACAUAAUCACACCUUUGAACUUAGCUUGUUUCCAGAAAGAAUGCUCCAGCCACACUUGCAAACAGCAAUUCGUCCAACCAGCUCCAACAAUGAUACUUAUGAUCAUUAUGGUUGCAAUGAUGAUGAUCUAGUGUUGGUCAAGGGCAACAAUGCUAAUGAAGUCAAUGUUGAUGAAGUUAAUAUUCAUGCUGACACUCGCAAUGAACCCUCCUCUUCUGAGGAUGAUAGCAUCCCAUUAGCUACAUUGGCUGGUAAAUGUUCUACCAACACCAAAAUGCAACCCCAGAAGAAACAAAAGUGUGCUGCUGUGACUCAUGCUGAAGCAACUUGUGUUGCUGCAGCAGUGGUAGACUACAUUGUUGGUGGCAAAUCGGAAAUGAGCAUGGUCCUCUAUUCAUCUCUUCAGCAUUUGCUUGAGAUUGCUCGUGGAACAAGUGCCCGCUCAGCUGCCAGCAUAGUACAAUCUGCUAGCCUGGCUGUUGAACUGAGAAGAAAGCAUCCAGCUCUGCAUCAACCAGUGGCUGGUCCAGAGGCCAACACAGUAGGAAGGACCCGAUCCAAGAGACUAGUCUCAAAGGUGAUGGCCACAUAUGGAGGGACAUCGAUACUGAGGGACCUUGGCCGGAGGAUUACAAAAGAGGAGCUUCCUCGCUUCCGGCAAACAGAACUUUGCUGCUCACAAGCCAUCAGUGACGGAUCAAAGUUAAGUUCCCUUAUUACAGCCAACAAACCUGUGCUCAUCAGCCUCCCAAGACAUACUAAAUGGCUUGUUAUUCAUGGCCUGUACAAUCUAUCAGGAAGCUUGGCUGCUGCCAAAGUUUCAAACAAUGUUGGGGUGGAAGUUACAUGCUAUGGCAACAUGGGAACAAUUAUGGAAGGACUUAUAGAAGGUGCUGCCAGCUUUGAUCACAGAGUGGCCACAUACAGCACUGUAACAGACUGGAUUGCAACCUCUGCUUUGACAGGAAUGAAUACCAUGACACGGUUGAUUGCAAGCAACAAAUUUAAUAGCUUAACUGGUAGCAUCUAAUGACUACUUACUUGUGCUUU